Messenger RNA from Rhodamnia argentea, 1080 nucleotides. RefSeq names its product ethylene-responsive transcription factor RAP2-1-like. Gene Ontology annotation, molecular function: DNA binding; DNA-binding transcription factor activity. The record is from RefSeq and is a predicted model, not a curated record. The transcript has a single exon. Gene Ontology annotation, biological process: regulation of DNA-templated transcription. Lineage: Eukaryota; Viridiplantae; Streptophyta; Magnoliopsida; Myrtales; Myrtaceae. Bases 307 to 801 code for a protein of 164 amino acids.
AUCUUAAAGGGAAAAUCAACGUGGCAGCCGUCCCCGGACGACAGACUCCCAGCCAAGUCGUAAACUCCCUCCUUCUCUCUCUCUCUCUCUCUCUCUCUCUCUCUCUCUAGAAUUUCGUAUUUAUAUCCUCCAAUGAAAGGCAAACCAGGGUUUUCAUGCGGUAAGCGUUUUCUGGGAACAUUCGAGUUUGAGAAUAUCCCCAUGAGUGAAAGUACUUUUUUUUUGUUUUUUUGCUCCUCUGUUCCGAGUUUCUGUAGUUCCUGAGCUUAACAAGGAAGGGGAAGAAGAAGGCCCCCAUCAUCAACCAUGGAGGAGGGUGAGUUUUUUACUGCAACACCGACCCCAACAGCGACGGGAACAACCGCGGAGAAGCGCAAGCAGGGACAGCAACAUCAUCACAAUCGCCAACAAGCCGAGAAGCCGUUCAGGGGAAUUAGGAUGAGGAAGUGGGGGAAGUGGGUGGCGGAGAUCCGCGAGCCGAACAAGCGGUCCCGGAUCUGGCUCGGCUCCUACACCACCCCGGUCGCUGCAGCCCGCGCCUAUGACACCGCGGUGUUCUACCUCCGUGGCCCCUCGGCCCGGCUCAACUUCCCCGAGCUCCUCUUCCAGGAGGACGAAGAGCCGCGGGACCUGUCUGCUGCCUCCAUACGCAAGAAGGCCACUGAGGUCGGGGCCCGGGUCGACGCCCUCCAGGCAGCCGCGGCCCAGCUCCACGCCCCGGAGUCGAACUCGAGCCAAGUGAACACGGAGAAGCCAGACUUGAACGAGUACCCAAAAUCGGAGAACUCGGACGGAGAUUGAAUUAAAGCGAAGGAUCGCCCAUAUAAUUAUCAUCUAGCUUUAUCUGAAUUUUUUUUUUUUUUGCUUUGAAGUUUUUUUCCGUUUUGCUGUAGUUUGUAGUGGUGGGUAACCGAGUUUUGAUCUUUUUCUUUUCUUAGUUUCCACGCGCCGAUUGAUCAACUGAACAAGGGGGGAAAAAGACUUGGCCCUGAUGAAGUUUCUCCAUUUCUUUUGAUAGAGAGAUGACAAAUAUGAAAUACAUCUCUGGCGCUCGAAAUAUACAGAAGGCAAUUAAGAUCA